This is a messenger RNA of Exophiala oligosperma, 2571 nucleotides long. RefSeq lists its product as hypothetical. The transcript has 3 exons. Gene Ontology annotation, molecular function: microtubule binding; microtubule motor activity; ATP binding. Bases 397 to 2571 code for a protein of 724 amino acids. The record is from RefSeq and is a predicted model, not a curated record. Gene Ontology annotation, biological process: microtubule-based movement. Lineage: Eukaryota; Fungi; Ascomycota; Eurotiomycetes; Chaetothyriales; Herpotrichiellaceae.
AAGCGAUGGCUGUUUGAUGUUAUUUUGGUGACUUUGUUGAUUGAAGCACUGGAUUACAGGUAUCAUAAUGGCUGACACCGAGAACUUUGUUUCUCAACUCCCACAGCCUGCUCGCCAUGGGCUCCCAUCACCUCAGAAGCACUUAUCAGAGCUGAGCUCAUCGGCAAGCAACUCUCGAAGUGCCAUGCCUCCUCCUGGCUUCGCUAGCCACAAGCGCCAGGGAUCCAACUGUUUGUCCUAGACCAGAAGAGAAAGAGACGGGGAGAUAGAUGCUGAUAAACAUCCACAGUGCCCGAACCGGCCGCGAAACGCAAGACUCUUGUUGAACGCGCGGGCGAGCCUCCGAGAAUACCACCGGCUGCACCUCGAUCGAAUGCGGCUCUGAGCUCUGCAGUCAUGUCUACAGUUCAUGGCCGCAGCAAUCCGUCUUCUUUUUCCCAAUCUUACCGGAGCAAUUCGAAUCAAUCGAGAAACACAUCCAACUCUACAACGUCUUCAUCAUUCUCGAUGAGUGUAGGCAGCGGCAUCCGACCAUCGGGUCUACGACCGGUAUCGAGUCUCGCCCGACCCAAAUCAUCACUGGCGAAAGAGCGAGGGACGAGAAUGGCCAACCCAAGGCCAACGACGUCGAUGGAUACCCGAGCUGAAAACCAAGAAGGACCCAAUAACAAUAAACAAGCCUGGGAUCCCGAAGAACAAUACAGCAAUAUGGAAAGAAUGUACGAAGACGUGUGCAAGCACUACAAGCAAGCGAUGGAAGACAACGUGGAGGCUAAGGAGGCCAACCAUGCUUACAAGUCCACCCUUGCCGGCCUAGAACAGGAGCGAAAAGAACUCACAGAAAACGUGAUAUCGCUUAGGUGCGAGUUGGAAACGACGAAAUUCCGACUCGAGACCGCCGAACGAGCGAAGACCGAGGCCCAGCGCGACAACGAGGAAGAAAUCGAGGACGUCAAGCGUGAGCAUCGAAUCGAGUGCGAAAAUAUCCGUCAAGCACAUCGUCAAGACAUGGAGCGACUAAAAUCGGAUCAUCGGGAUGAGUUGCGAGAGUUGAAAAAGAGACUGGAAGAUGAGCUUGAAGAUGAACGGACACAACGACUCCAAGCAAUAAGCCAAGUCUCCACUCAAGGGGCGUUGGAAAAGCAGAGACAUCAAAUGGACCUUGAGGCCAAAGAGCAAGAGAUCAGAAAUAUCGGAUCUGAAAUUGAGAGGUUGAAGGCCGAUCUUGCUCGAGAGAAGACACUCAAUGACGACCUACGGCAGAAUUUGAGCUCUGCCGGAGCCAACGCGACGACCAUGGAGAAUGCUCGACAAGCACUACAAGCCAAGAUCGAUUACCUUGAAUCGGAUAGCAAAUCUCAGUCGGAAGCAUACGCCAUGAUGGAGAAGAGAAUGAAUGCGGCUCUAGAAAAAGCGACCGAAUGCGAAGAAAAGUUGCGAAAGGAGGAAAUGCUUCGACGGAAGCUACACAACCAAGUUCAGGAACUCAAAGGCAAUAUUCGAGUGUUUUGUCGUGUACGACCAUCCAAUGGAGACGAAGCUGAAGGGACGGCCAAGUUCAACUUUCCCGAGUCGGACGAUGACCCGAAAGAUAUCGAGGUCAAGGGACCAGAAGAAACCAACAGCUUGGGCAAGGUCACGACGAAAACACAUCAAUUCUCUUUCGACCGAGUCUUUGCGCCGUCGAGCAACAAUGCCGAGAUCUUUGAAGAGAUCAGCCAACUCAUCCAAUCGGCUCUUGAUGGUUAUAAUGUCUGUAUUUUCGCGUACGGACAGACUGGAUCCGGCAAGACUUUUACAAUGUCGUCCGAAGACGGUAUGAUCCCACAGGCUCUGCGGCAGAUUUAUAGCACGAGCAAAGAGCUAGAGGGCAGGGGAUGGAGCUACACGAUGGAAGGCAGCUUUGUCGAAGUAUACAACGAGGAGUUGCGAGAUCUUUUGGGCAAGGACGGUGAGCACAACACCAAAAGACACGAGAUCCGCCACGACAUGGCAACGUGUGAAACGACCAUCACCGACGUGACGACGCUCGCCCUCGACAGUCAAGAACAGGUCGAGGGUAUCCUGGCGCAAGCAAUGUCUCGAAGAUCCGUGGCGGCGACAAAGGCCAACGAACGGAGCAGCCGAAGUCACUCGGUUUUCAUCCUCAAGUUGACCGGCCACAAUUCCAUCACCGGUAAACGGUGCAAGGGGACGCUCAACCUGGUGGACCUGGCGGGUUCGGAACGACUCACCCACUCACAGGUCGAAGGGGCCAGACUCAAGGAGACCCAAAACAUCAACAAGUCGUUGUCUUGCCUGGGGGACGUCAUUGGUGCCUUGGGCCAGCAACAGCAGAGUCAACAACAGCGAGAGCAACAGACCGGGUCCGGCGGCGGACACAUCCCUUACCGGAACAGCAAACUGACCUACCUCUUACAAUUCAGCCUGGGAGGCAACAGCAAGACGUUGAUGUUUGUCAUGGUGGCGCCGGAGAAGAAGUGCCUCUCGGAGACCAUCACCAGCCUCAAGUUCGCCGACAAGGUGAGUCGGACGAGGAUCGGUGUGGCGAGGAAGACCGGCGGGAGGUGA